Messenger RNA from Closterium sp. Yama58-4, 1287 nucleotides. The record is from the annotation of a GenBank genome assembly. NCBI's taxonomy places the organism in Eukaryota, Viridiplantae, Streptophyta, Zygnematophyceae, Desmidiales, Closteriaceae.
AUGGCCGGUGCUUCUGGAUCUAACGGUUCCGAGCAGCCCCCACAGGCAGCCGCGUCGGGCGCGGGAGGCGACUCGAAACCGCAACCCGUGGCUCUUAUAAUCGCCAUCUGGGCCGUCUUUAUUUUCCGCGCCAUUCAAGCCCCGCCGCCGAUCCCGCUCACCGAUGCUGACGUCACCAGCCCGCGCGUCCGGCUCUCGGACGGCCGCCACGUGGCGUACCACGAGAUGGGCGCGGCUGCUGACGUGGCCAAGUACCAGGUGCUGGUGGUGCACGCGUGGCAGACUUCCCGCCUGAGCAUGCUGCCCAACAUCACGCAGGAGUUCCUGGAAGCCAAUGGCAUUCGCCUGGUGAGCUACGACCGCGCGGGGUACGGGCAGAGCGACCCCAACCCGGGGCGGACACUACAGAGCGACGUGCGCGACGCGGGGGAGGUGGCGACUCUAGCAGGGCUGGGGGAGAAAUUCUACCUCGUCGCCACGUCCAUGGGGACUUACGUGGCUCUUGGAGCUCUGCGGUACAUGCCACACCGGCUCAAGGGACUGACAAUAAUCAGCGUAGUGGGCAACCCAUGGGACCCCACGUGGCCCAAGCACGAGUUCACAGCCACGUGGCAGCAGAUGCCAGUGCAGGAUCGCAUCACGCUGCUGCUGGCCCGCCACGUGCCCUCCCUGCUGCACGCGUGGUUCUCCCAGACGCUGGUGCCCAUGGGGAACUUCCGCCAUCCAUUCCAUCCGCACCCGGUUGACCUCUAUGAGUCGGACAUGGCCGCCCUGGCGAGUCAGGAGGUGUUCGGGUACUUCGCACGGAACAUGCAAGAGGGAGCAAGGCAAGGGGCAGGCGUGUCGUGGUACAGGGAUUUCGAGAUCCUGGCUUCUGACUGGGGCUUUAACCUCUCCGAGAUUGACCUCUCUCAGACACAGGGCGAGGAGGGAGAGGGCGGAGGAGAGGCGGGGGGAGAAGCGGGGGGGUUGAAGGGGAAGGUGCACAUAUGGCAUGGGGAGGAGGACUGGGGGGCACGGGUGGGCUAUGCGCGGCAUGUGGGGAGGGUGGUGGACGGCAGUGUGCUGCAUGUGGUGCCCAACAGGGGUCAUUUCUUCAUGUACAACGAUGCCCACAUGCCCCCCACUGUGCUGCUCACCAUGCUCGGGCUGGAGGAGAGGGCGAAAGGAGAGAAUGUGGGGGCGAGCGAGGGAUGUGCUGCAUGUGGUGCCCAACAGGGGUCAUUUCUUCAUGUACAACGACGCUUACAUGCCCCCCACUGUGCUGCUCACCAUGCUCGGGAUUGA